Molecule: messenger RNA, 1689 nt
Organism: Exophiala bonariae
Lineage: Eukaryota; Fungi; Ascomycota; Eurotiomycetes; Chaetothyriales; Herpotrichiellaceae
Exons: 3
Coding region: 1-1689 (562 amino acids)
Source: RefSeq, a predicted model, not a curated record
AUGAUCCUAUUGUCCCGACAGAUUGCUGGGGCGGACUUUGGCCUUGAUUUUGGGAUGGGCAAUGAUAGGCAGGAAAGACAGCAGAUGCGGCAAAGAGGUGCUGGUGUCCGCUCUUCCAAAAGAAGAAGGCUUUCACUUGCUAACGACCAAACGCCGACGCUGUCACGGGCUUCUGCGACAUCGGCAAGUGUACGGACGACUAGAAGUUCUUCGAGAAAGGAAUCGUCUAUUUUCGCCAUAGCUGAAGAUGACGAGUUGGAAGUCGACGAAUCAUCAACUCCACGAAACAUUGAAAGACCCGCUUCAGCAGCUAGUGUUCCCAAAACAGUAGCAAAUGAGCAUGAUCCGGAAAAGGAGAACGCGUUUGCUGGCCGCCGUGAGGUCGACUUGAACGCUACUCCGGACCCUGCAACACUAUUCUUCAAAACAAAAACUGUCCAAGAGCCAGACCUCGAGUCGAAUCCGCCAGAAUUUGGAGAGGACGAUUUGGUCAUCGAACAUGAUACUGCUCCACUUAGUCAACCAAACCCAGAACCAGAAGUUGAAGCCGACAUUCAACCACAGGUGCUCCUCGCUUCUGAGCCUGAAGUUGUUGCCGCCAAAAGCUCAAGGCCGCAGAAGCGAAAGAGGCGUUCAGUCGUGGGUGCACGCAAGAAAAAGCGACACUCGAACGAGUCUAAUAUUUCGGCCGCAACUGACGCUGGGUUCAUCCAAAAUGCAGAGUUGCAAGAUCUGUCGGAGAAUCUGGCGGAGCCCAGUCUGUUGGAGCAAGGGAAUGAAGAAAGCGCGGUAGAUCGAGACCCCGAGCCUUCUCGUCUACGGAGAAUCGCCCCAAGACGGGAUUUCACUCCAGAGGCAGAUGAAGAGGAUGGUGAUGAGACCUACAUUCAGGAUGCAUCACCAGAACCUCCAACACCAGCGCCACCCAAGAAAACGACUAAAAGACGAAUACACCAGCAGGAGCCCAGUCAAGUCGAGGGCCGGAGAAGAGGAAAAACACCAAUGCCAACAUUCCCUGUUCUGACUCAUCGGAUGACCAAGGUGUCAGCACUUUCAACAGUACAAGAAAAUGCCGAUGAAGAUGGUCAUGCAGUAGAUUCUGGUAGAGCUACUCCAACUCUACCUCUUGAACGUUCGCAGCCAAAUGUUGUUGAUGUUCUCGCACAGAUAUGUCGCGAGACCAUUGCCAAUUUGAUCAACAGCAUGUCUCAAAAUACCCGAUCCGCUGACCGCACUGCUAUCAAGACCAAGAGAGCCGCUUUCAAAGCAUUUGGUGAAGACUUGGACGAGGAGCUGUUCCAAAUGUCUGAAGCUGUCGAGAAUCGCAUUGAGCUUGAAGCCCGUGUGCGAAAAAGUAAGAGGGAGAAGGCCGGCUUGCAAGCGGAGUAUUCUGAGAUUCGAAAGCAGAGAGAGCAGAUUGCUCUGAAGUGCGAUUUGGUGAGAAGACGGCACUGGGAUUGUGAACAAGAUGUGCGAGAGAAAUGGAACAUCAGUGAAACUGCAAGGCGGGUUGAACUCGAUGUGGAAAGAAACGAAGAGGAGGUUGAUGAGGGGAUUGAAUUUUUGUUACGAAGUGUUGCGAACGAUGUGAGUAACUCAUCUGAUGCUGGAGGGAUUCUGGACAGGACCAAAGCAUUUAACGCACAGUUGGAAAUGAUGGCUCUGAUGUUGGAGAGGCGGCAAAGUUGA